AUGUCCUUGACCAUUAGGAAGUUCUAUCCAAGGUCUCAGCGGUGUUCAGCUCUUUCCGCUUGGUUCAGUCGUUCGCUACUAGUGGUUUUUGUGGCUGUUGCGGGUAUCGCUCUACUCCUCCAUGAUAUCAGCUGCAGUAAAAAAGAGGAUCAUCUUCCUCCCUUUGUGUAUAUUUCAGACGAUGAGUUGGCCAACGACCCGCGUAACGUACUGGAAAAUGCUUUAAAACAACACGGAAGUGUUAUCAGAAUACCUAGGAGAGACAGAAUUGAAUAUAUUGUCGACGAUAUCUACUUGGAGGAGGUUCUUACAGGAUAUACGAACUUCAGUUUUGAGAAAGGGGCACUUAUGGCGCUGAACAUGGGCUUCCUCCUUUACAUCCCUCGCUUUGUAGCCACUGCGGACCAUCUCGUACACUCGGAAAUUAUAUCCAAAAUCCAUUCAGUUAUAGACAAAGGUGAUCUUCCUGCAACCUCAAUACAAGAUGUGGUUCCAGUUUUUGAGGAAAAAAUUCGGCAAUUCAAGGAGAAGAGUUAUGCAUCUAGUCAAAAUGUCAAAUCUAUCUGCAGGGCAAUGGAAGAAGUCGGCUCUUUGUCCGGCAUUAUCAACAACACUAAUAAACUUGCCCUGUUGUUCCCAAGGACCUGGACAUUUUUUAACAGGCCGCGAGCAACGUUCAUGAUGAUGUAUCAUUUCUGUGGAGUCGGCACAAAAGCUUUCAUGCAAAUGGGGGGAAAGAAUUCAGCAAAGCCACAAGAUGAACCUCUCGAGGAAUCUGUUCUCUUCAAAUAUGCUGAACGCUUUAGAGAUAAGCAAACAGGGAGAAUUGGUAUUUGCCAACGAGCCAUAAUGCUGUGUCUGUUCCUUCCAAUCCUAUUUGCUUCUGUACAUCAAACGAGCGUGAUAAUGAUAUUCGUUAUUCUUGAACUUGCAAAACGGCCAGAGGUUAUACCUGAAAUCAAUAAAGAAUUCCUUCCAGAAACUGGUAUCGACGGCACUCCACAAAUAACCUAUGCAACACUUAGAAAUGCUGAGCGCCUCGACUCGUUUAUUCGAGAGGUUAUGCGUACGAAAGGCGAUACACUGGGAACAAUGCGCAUGGCCCUUCGGGAUGUCAAACUGGGCAAGUACAUAGUUCCAUCAGGGGCAUUUAUCAUCCCUCUCGCCUCCUUGUCGUAUAGGAGCAAAGAGCAUCACGGUCCUGACGCCGAAGAGUUUAUUGCAGAUCGAUGGGUUGGCCGUGAGAUCAAGCUCUUUGUCCUAUUCUUAGUGAAUGAGCUUACUUUCGAGUUGGAAGGUGGAGAGUACGAGGUGGUAGACCGAUUGCUCACCUCCACAGUUGCUCCACGUGGUCGAAUCCUCUUUAGCCCUCGUUAG
Messenger RNA from Psilocybe cubensis, 1377 nucleotides. RefSeq lists its product as uncharacterized. Gene Ontology annotation, molecular function: monooxygenase activity; iron ion binding; oxidoreductase activity, acting on paired donors, with incorporation or reduction of molecular oxygen. The transcript has 13 exons. NCBI's taxonomy places the organism in Eukaryota, Fungi, Basidiomycota, Agaricomycetes, Agaricales, Agrocybaceae. The coding region runs from base 1 to 1377 and encodes 458 amino acids. The record is from RefSeq and is a predicted model, not a curated record.